CUCUUUAAAAUAGAAUCAUUUCUGGGCUGGCUGGCUACAAAUGCAGAAAGAGAAAGAAAUGGAACGGACGAAGAAGAGGCAGAGCAGCUUUUUCGUACUCUCUCCAUUUAUGCACGUGCAUCGAAUUGUGUCGACAUUCUCUCUCUAUCCAUCUUUUCUCUCUUGCUCUCUGUGUUUUAUGUUCUCUUUGAUCAACAGGGAAGGUAUAUUUUCACCGCAGAAGAGAUAGAAGCGAUCAAUCUCCGAUCUCUGCUAAUGGAAAUCUGAGUGGUCGGAGCUUCGAGUAUGCUUAAAAGUAUUGGAAGAAAGUUCUACAGUUUUGUUUUCAUUCAUUUUCUUCCUAGUUUUGGGCACUAGAAGAUUUGAUAUUCUGACACUAGGGUGACCCUAUUUCCUCCUCUGGUUUUUGUACCUCUUAUUGAUCUGUUUAAAGGUAUGAUCUUGAACUGAUUCAUUAUAUAUAAGGGGAAAAAUGUCUUCUCCCAGCAAGAGGAGAGAUAUGGAUGUCAUGAAGCUGAUGAUGAGUGACUACUCUGUGGAGAUGUUCAAUGAUGGAAUUAAUGAAUUCAAUGUUGAAUUUCAUGGCCCAAAAGAAAGGUUACUUGCAGGCCUUUAUGAAGGUGGCGUGUGGAAAGUUCGUGUUGAGCUGCCAGAUGCUUACCCUUACAAGUCUCCUUCUAUUGGAUUUCUGAACAAAAUAUUCCACCCAAAUGUUGAUGAGCUGUCUGGUUCAGUCUGCUUGGAUGUAAUCAACCAAUCUUGGAGCCCAAUGUUUGAUCUGCUGAAUGUAUUUGAGGUGUUUCUUCCACAACUCUUGCUUUACCCAAAUCCUUCGGACCCAUUAAAUGGUGAUGCAGCAUCGUUGAUGAUGGAGAACCAAAAACAAUAUGAACAAAAAGUGAAAGAGUACUGUGAACGAUAUGCGAAAAGAGAGAACAUUACCAACCCCCAAGCUGAAGAGAGUAGUGACGACGACAUCAGUGACAAACAGAGUACAAGAAGUGAUGAUGAAGUUGUGGGACACCCAGACCCAUAAGCAACUUUUAGGGCCCAAGUCAUCUUCAAUGUAAUGUGAAUUCCUUCACUUCAUGUUUACUGAUCAUUUGUGUAACAGCUGUAUUCAAUUGUUUAUAAAUAUGAGUAGCUAGUAGAGUUCCUGAAUCCAAUUAUUUGCAGGCCAGAGGGAUCAUCAGAAAAAAUGGAAAAACAGAUAAACAUUGAUUAAGAAAAUUAAAUGAAAAAUAUUUAUGUUUAA
Macadamia integrifolia is the source of this 1255-nucleotide messenger RNA. Its product is annotated as ubiquitin-conjugating enzyme E2-23 kDa-like. The coding region runs from base 473 to 1036 and encodes 187 amino acids. Gene Ontology annotation, biological process: protein polyubiquitination; ubiquitin-dependent protein catabolic process. Gene Ontology annotation, cellular component: nucleus. Lineage: Eukaryota; Viridiplantae; Streptophyta; Magnoliopsida; Proteales; Proteaceae. The transcript is spliced from 8 exons. Gene Ontology annotation, molecular function: ubiquitin conjugating enzyme activity. The record is from RefSeq and is a predicted model, not a curated record.